UGGAACUUUAGAUAAAUAAGAAAGUAUAAAACUCUUUACAUUUUUAACAGGUUGGAGACAAAUUGCAAAGUUCUUCAUUUAGUUUCAGACAUUUCAACAAAAUCCAAAUUCUGGUAUCACAGUGGCGGUGGGUGUAAGAAUGGGGAACAGACGCUUCACUCAGGUAGCAAUCAGCGACGAGGAGGACGAAACGCCUCCGCCGAAGCAGCAGUCCACCGACAGUGCCUCCGAGAACCGGUUGAAGCAGCAGCGCAAGAGGAAGAGGAUGAAGCUCCAGGAAGAAGAGGAGGAAGAGGAUGAAGUGGAGAAGGAGAGCGAAAAGGAGGAAGAUAAGAACAAGAAGAGAAAGAUCAGAGACAAGCAGGACGGAAGAUCUAACGAAGAAGAGGAACCGCCGCAGGAAGACGCUAAACCCAUCGGUGAACCAAUUAGGGUUUCUGGAAAGGGGAGAGGCCGGAAAAAACAUUUUGAUUCUUUUGAGUACGACGGAAACCAAUACACGCUGGAAGAUCCUAUACUUCUCACACCUGAAGACAAAGACCAAAAGCCUUAUGUGGCAAUUAUUAAGGGGUUGCUUUUUAAGGACAUUACGCAAUCCAUAAAUGGCAGCAUGAUGGUCACAGGCCAGUGGUUCUAUCGACCUGAGGAAGCUGAAAGGAAAGGUGGUGGCAGCUGGCAAUCACGUGAUACAAGGGAGCUGUUUUAUAGUUUCCACCGUGAUGAUGUACCUGCAGAAUCUGUUAUGCAUAAGUGUGUGGUGCAUUUUGUUCCCAUACACAAACAGCUUCCAAUUCGUAAGCUGCAUCCUGGGUUUAUUGUGCAAAAAGUGUAUGACACAGUAGAAAGGAAACUCUGGAAGCUAACUGAUAAGGACUAUGAGGACAAUAAACAGCAAGAAAUUGAUGAACUUGUUCAGAAAACUCUUCAACGUUUGGGUGAACUACAUGAUAUCGAGCCUGAAGAACCUGUUGCUGAACAGGAAGAUCUGAUGAAAAAUAAAAGAAUCUUGAGGAAAAAGAGCAUUUCACCUCUCGAUGUUUCAAAAGAGGAGGAAACAUCUCGUAAGAGUGACCAAUCUCUGAAACCUGAAACACCGGGGAGUUGUGCAAAUAAUGCUUCAGAACAUUAUCGUAUACUAGUGGAUUUUAAUGCUCUAACUGGAGAUACCCAUCGUGACAAAUGUUUGGAGAAGUUGCUUCAAAGUGUUCAAUUCAUAUUUAACUCUGAUGACAGCACAAAGAAGGAAGACAAAGUAAAUGACAAUUCUGAUGCAGUCAACAACGGGAACAAUGACAAAAGUUCAGAAGUAGCAAAUGAAUGUAAAGACAAGGCUCAACAGAGUUCCAAGUCUUUUAUCUGGCCAGAUGUUGCUGUUCCAGCUGUAGUUGCUCUAGAAAAAGCAUCGCAUGAUACCUUUUCAUCAGAUUAUCAGAAAUAUAAUCAAAAGCUACGGCAAUUAGUAUUUAAUCUCAAGAACAAUGCAAUCCUAGCACGCCGUCUAUUAAAUGGAGAGUUGGAACCUUCUAAAAUAUUGAAUAUGACUCCCAAUGAAUUGAAGGAGGGUUUGACUGCUGAGGAAACAAACAAGAAAGAGCCUGAUGAGUCACAACAAAUGCAGAUGACGGGUGCUCGAUGCCGUAGAUGCAGUGAGUGUAAGGUGGGCUUGAGGGAUAUAAUCCACGCAGGCCAUGGUGAUCGAUAUCAGCUGGAAUGUAUUGCCUGUGGUCAUUCCUGGUUUGCCUCCCGUGAUGAAGUGUCUGACCUGACUUUAGAUGCAUCAGAUUCAAAAAGAAGUGUAGGUACAGCGCCAUGGGCCACUGCAAAAUUUGAAGAUGUUGAGAAGAAGCUGGUUAGUCCCCGUGAAUCUGAAAAGAAUGACAUAUUUAAGAAAACAAGUGAAGCAUAUAUGCCAGUUUUGGAUUCCCAGAAAUCGUUUGGCAAGUCUAGGAAAGAUGAAAACGUCCAAGCUUCAAAACAGGUUGACUAGUGACUAGGAAUGGUUAUUCUAUGCUAUAGCUAGUUUUAGAAUUUUUAUGGUACUGAUGGUAGCAAAAGAUUGUAUAUACUUCGCCUUAAAUAGAGCCAUUGGUUAUCUAAUAAAUAGAGCCAUUGUUUAUCUGUACAGCUUAAGUACAUGUAAAUGCUUAUGUAGAGUGCUACUAUAGCCAUUUAUCAUAGUUAUUGUCCUC
Molecule: messenger RNA, 2189 nt
Organism: Vigna angularis (adzuki bean)
Lineage: Eukaryota; Viridiplantae; Streptophyta; Magnoliopsida; Fabales; Fabaceae
Exons: 8
Coding region: 140-1987 (615 amino acids)
Biological process (GO): DNA-templated transcription
Molecular function (GO): chromatin binding
Source: RefSeq, a predicted model, not a curated record